UCUACUAACUGGACUCUCCCUCCCUCGCUCCCACCCUCCCUCACUCUCUCUCUCCGAAAACAGACAAAAUGCGAUUUCUACUCUUCCUACUACUACUGCUAAUCUACUUGCAUCUUCACCGUCUAACUGCUGCUCGUCUGCCGCAAUACAAGGCCCUGCUCUCCCUGAAAGCAGCCAUCUCCGACGACUCCCAAACGCUGUCCUCCUGGGACAUCUCCACUAGCCAUUGCACAUGGUCUGGGGUCACGUGCGAUUCAUACCGCCACGUCAUAGCGCUAGACAUCUCUGGCCGCAACCUCUCCGGUACUCUCUCCUCCGAUGUCGGCCACCUUCGCUUCCUCCUUCACCUCACUGUUGCCGUCAACCAGAUCUCCGGUCCUAUUCCACCUGAAAUCUCCCUAAUAUCCGGCCUGCGCUACCUCAAUCUCUCCAACAAUGUGUUCAAUGAAACAUUCCCUUCGCAACUGGCUCGUCUUAAAAGCCUCCAAGUGCUGGACCUUUAUAACAAUAACAUGACCGGAGUCCUACCUGUCGUCGUCUCCGAAAUGACAAGCCUCCGCCACCUUCACCUUGGCGGCAAUUACUUCUCCGGUACCAUUCCCCUGGAGUACGGCCGCUUUCCAUCCCUGGAGUACCUGGCGGUUUCAGGCAACGAGCUGGUCGGCGCUAUUCCUCCUGAAAUCGGAAACUUAUCGACGCUACAACAACUCUAUGUCGGGUACUACAACGCCUUUUCCGGAGGAAUACCACCAGAGAUCGGAAACUUAUCCGGGCUCAUCCGAUUCGACGGUGCGAACUGUGGCCUCACCGGCGAGAUUCCGCCAGAGAUUGGCAAGCUUCAGAACUUGGACACUCUGUUUCUACAAGUGAACGCCCUCUCCGGACCGCUUACCACGGAGCUUGGUUACUUGAAGAGCUUGAAAUCAAUGGAUCUAUCAAACAACGUGUUUUCCGGGGAAAUACCAGCCUCAUUUGCUGAGCUCAAGAACUUAACACUUCUCAAUCUAUUCCGAAACAAGCUCCACGGCUCCAUACCGGACUUCAUCGCCGAUUUGCCGAAGCUGGAGGUGUUGCAACUCUGGGAGAACAACUUCACCGGCAGCAUACCUCAAGGUUUGGGGACGAAUGGAAAGCUUCAACUCGUCGAUCUCUCUUCGAAUAAACUAACCGGAACUCUUCCUCCAAAUUUGUGCUCCAGUAAUUCUCUGCAAACAUUAAUCACUUUAGGCAACUUCUUGCUCGGUCCCAUUCCAGAAUCGCUAGGCGAAUGCCAAUCGCUGAGCCGAAUUCGCAUGGGAGAGAACUAUCUUAAUGGCUCGAUUCCGAAGGGCCUCCUGAGCCUUCCUAAGCUCACGCAGGUCGAACUUCAAGACAAUCUUCUAUCUGGAGGAUUUCCUGAAACUCAUUCAACAUCUGUCAGUCUUGGACAGAUUAGUCUGUCCAAUAACCAUCUCACUGGUUCAUUACCGGCGAGUAUUGGCAACUUUUCCGCCGUCCAGAAGCUUCUGCUAGAUGGAAAUCAGUUCUCUGGCGGCAUUCCUCCUGAAAUCGGGAGGUUGCAACAGCUAUCAAAGAUUGACUUCAGCCACAACAGUUUCUCUGGCCCAAUUGCCCCGGAAAUCAGCAAGUGCAGGUUCUUGACUUUCCUUGACCUCAGCCGGAACCAGCUCUCGGGCGAAAUUCCGACUGAGAUUACAGGUAUGCGGAUACUGAAUUACUUGAAUGUGUCCAAAAACCACUUAGUGGGAAGCAUUCCAGCCUCCAUAGCUUCAAUGCAAAGCCUGACUUCCGUUGAUUUUUCGUAUAAUAAUCUAUCUGGCCUAGUCCCGGGCACUGGUCAGUUCAGUUACUUCAACUAUACUUCUUUUCUUGGCAAUCCUGAACUCUGCGGCCCGUACUUGGGUCCUUGCAAAGAUGGGAUCGCCAGUAGCACUCACCAGGGGCAUGUUAAGAGGUCAUUCUCAGCUUCUUUGAAGCUGUUGCUUGUUGUUGGGUUGCUAGUUUGUUCAAUUGUUUUUGCGAUUGCUGCAAUAAUCAAGGCCCGAUCACUGAAGAAGGCAAGUGAGGCACAGGCAUGGAAGCUCACCGCAUUCCAACGUCUGGAUUUCACUUGUGAUGAUGUCUUGGAUUGCCUGAAGGAAGACAACAUUAUAGGUAAAGGAGGUGCUGGUAUUGUUUACAAGGGUGCGAUGCCAAAUGGUGACCAGGUUGCAGUGAAAAGGUUGCCAGGAAUGAGUUGUGGGUCAUUCCAUGACCAUGGUUUCAAUGCAGAGAUACAGACCCUUGGGAGGAUUAGGCACCGUCACAUUGUAAGAUUAUUGGGGUUCUGUUCAAACCACGAAACAAAUCUUUUAGUUUACGAGUACAUGCCCAAUGGUAGCUUAGGAGAAGUGCUUCAUGGCAAGAAAGGGGGCCAUCUGCACUGGGACACAAGGUAUAAGAUUGCAGUGGAAGCUGCCAAGGGCCUCUGUUAUCUUCACCAUGAUUGUUCCCCUAUUAUCCUCCAUCGAGAUGUGAAGUCCAACAAUAUCCUGCUUGAUUCCAAUUUUGAAGCACAUGUGGCUGAUUUUGGCCUGGCCAAGUUCUUGCAGGAUUCCGGCACUUCUGAGUGCAUGUCAGCUAUUGCUGGUUCAUAUGGAUAUAUUGCACCAGAAUACGCCUACACACUCAAGGUUGAUGAGAAGAGUGAUGUUUACAGCUUUGGGGUAGUUCUUUUAGAACUUGUAAGUGGCAGAAAACCAGUUGGGGAGUUUGGUGAUGGAGUAGACAUAGUACAGUGGGUGAGGAAGAUGACUAAUGGGCAGAAGGAAGGGGUGCUAAAGAUCCUUGACCCAAGACUUCCCACAGUCCCCAUCCAUGAGGUGAUGCACGUAUUCUAUGUGGCAAUGCUCUGCGUUGAAGAACAGGCGGUUGAGCGCCCUACGAUGCGGGAAGUUGUCCAAAUACUAACAGAGCUGCCAAAGCAACCCAGUCAAAAACAGGGAGGAGACUUGACUGAUUCACCCCCGCCUCCAGCCAGUGCAGUAGAGUCUCCUAUUGCAGCACCUAAGGAUGCAAGAGAACGCCAUCAGCCACCAGUGCCGCCGCCUCAGUCUCCACCACCUGAUCUGCUGAGCAUUUGAAGAGUGUUUGUUUUCCUCCUCUUGUCAUUACCUUUCCUUGGUUAAUUAAGUGGGUGGGAUGGGUUUAAUCUUUUAUACUUUAGGGCGUGGUUCGUUAACUUUGUAAGUUUUCUUAUGUACAGUUUUUUUUUUUUUUGGGGGGGGGGCGUGUUCUCUUUUAACGAAGUCUCCUUGAUUGCUCGUGUUCUAGUCAUGUUUAUGGCCCUGCCAGUUCUGCUAGUGUUAGCUUUUCCAAGGAGAGAGAAUCUGAUGGCUUCGACCAAACAAUCCAUCGCUUAUUUCACCAUUCCUGCAUGUGACAAACGAGCCGGUGCCACUAAGCCCAUUGCGGAAGUUUUUCUGUUCCAACUGAUCAUUAUAAGAUAUCUUUAUAAUGUAGUCAUGCUAUUACUCAAGGCCCCUUUUUGUACAAGAAAUCUAAUUUUGUGUUUCUAACUUCCUAAUAUUUUUUU
This is a messenger RNA of Diospyros lotus (date-plum), 3574 nucleotides long. Its product is annotated as leucine-rich repeat receptor-like serine/threonine-protein kinase BAM1. Gene Ontology annotation, molecular function: protein binding; protein kinase activity; ATP binding. Gene Ontology annotation, biological process: protein phosphorylation. The transcript has 2 exons. Lineage: Eukaryota; Viridiplantae; Streptophyta; Magnoliopsida; Ericales; Ebenaceae. The record is from RefSeq and is a predicted model, not a curated record. The coding region runs from base 69 to 3122 and encodes 1017 amino acids.